Messenger RNA from Betta splendens (Siamese fighting fish), 2649 nucleotides. RefSeq names its product sodium- and chloride-dependent GABA transporter 2-like. Gene Ontology annotation, biological process: sodium ion transmembrane transport. The transcript is spliced from 14 exons. The coding region runs from base 1 to 1758 and encodes 585 amino acids. Gene Ontology annotation, cellular component: membrane. NCBI's taxonomy places the organism in Eukaryota, Metazoa, Chordata, Actinopteri, Anabantiformes, Osphronemidae. The record is from RefSeq and is a predicted model, not a curated record.
AUGUCGCAUAAACAAUGUGCAUCACGCGGCCGGCAAGUGGAGCUGGAGGAGCGGGGGCAGUGGGGCAGUAAGGUGGAGUUCCUCCUGGCUGUGGCGGGGAACGUUGUCGGUCUGGGCAACGUGUGGAGGUUCCCCUACCUCUGCUACAAGAACGGAGGAGGUGCAUUCCUAGUGCCUUACCUGCUGCUGGUGGUGACCUGCGGGGUUCCCCUGUUUCUGCUAGAGACAACCAUAGGCCAGUACACCCAGGAGGGGGGUGUCACCUGCUGGAGGAGACUGUGCCCCAUAGCAGAAGGUAUCGGCUAUGGUGGCCAGCUGAUCCUCAUCUACAGCUGUAUGACCUACAUCAUCAUUCUGGCCUGGGCGUUGCUCUACCUGGUGUUCUCCUUCAGCUCUCAGCUGCCGUGGUCCAGCUGCAACAACGCCUGGAACACAGACACCUGUGUAGACCUUUCAUCAACAAAUACAACCUCUGAAAGGGCCAAUCAAACUACCCCAACCUCUGCUGCAACGGAAUUCUGGGAACGACGAGUGCUCACUAUUUCGGGGGGCAUCGAGGAGGUCGGCAGCGUGAGGUGGGAGGUGCUGCUGUGCCUCAUUGCCAUGUGGGUCAUCUGCUACUUUUGUAUUUGGAAAGGGGUCAAAUCCACAGGAAAGGUGGUUUAUUUCACUGCUACCUUCCCCUACGCCAUGUUGGUCGUUCUGCUGAUCCGUGGCCUCUCGCUUCCUGGUGCCCUUCAAGGAGUGGUGUUCUACCUCCUGCCCCAGCCCUCUCGACUCGCGGACCCUCAGGUGUGGAUGGACGCUGGAGCUCAGGUCUUCUUCUCCUACAGCGUGGGCGUGGGCUCGCUGACGGUUCUAGGCAGCUACAACAAGUACAACAACAACUGCUACAGGGACACUGUGUGGCUGUGCCUGUUGAACAGCGGCACCAGUGUGGUGGCUGGCUUUGCAGUCUUUUCCGUGCUGGGUUUCAUGGCUCAUGUUCAGGGUGUUCCCAUUGCAGAAGUGGCGGAGUCAGGUCCAGGCCUGGCGUUCGUGGCAUAUCCUCAGGCUGCGGCUAUGAUGCCUCUGCCCCAACUGUGGUCCGUCUGUUUCUUUGUCAUGCUCAUUCUCCUGGGUCUGGACACACAAUUUGUGGCCAUGGAGGUGGUGAUGACGUCCACCAUAGACAUGUUUCCUGCGGUACUGCGCAGGCCAGGCCGGCGGGAACGGUUCCUCCUCGCCUUCUGUCUCAUAUGCUUCUUGGCUCAGCUUGUCAUGAUCACUGAGGGGGGGAUGUACGUGUUCCAGAUGUUCGACUACUAUGCUUGCAAUGGGGCCUGCAUCCUGUUCCUCAGUGUGUUUGAGAGCCUGGCUUUGGCCUGGCUCUUCGGGACAGAGCGGUUGUAUGACAUCAUUAAAGACAUGACCGGUGUUUAUGCCAACCCGUUCUUCAAAAUCUGCUGGCGCUACCUCACUCCUCUGGUCUCACUGAGCACCUUUAUCUGCUCCUUAGUUAAAUACCGACCUCUGACGUUUAAUCGGUGGUACGUGUAUCCAGACUGGGCCUAUGGGUUGGGCUGGGUGCUGGCUUUGUCCUCCAUCCUGCUCGUGCCUGGAUCAGCACUAUAUAAGCUGGGAGCUGGAAGUGGGACCCUGAGUCAGCGUUUCCGACAUUUGUGUCGAGCCGUUCCUCACUGUUCACUGCCGGACAAGAGAAAAACCGAGCUGCUGUGCAUCGACCAGGACGAUCUGCAACAAUUCAGUAGCAGCUGAUGUGAAAAAUCAAGGCUCCAUGACACUAAAUUGGCAGAUGAUCUUGUAUCUUUAACACACGUCCAGAAAUCUAUAAAAAUCUAUUUUCAAUAUAUAUUUAGAGAAGACUCAUGUAUUCAUCAAAUCCUAAAAGUCUUGCUUUUCAGUGGGUCUGCCAGACCUCAGAUUUAUACAGUCAUAAUAGAAUAAGGUUUGUUAUUCAUAUUACUUUAUUUUUCACUUUAAUACAUUAGAAUGAUAAAAAUAGACCUUUUACAUUAAUGUGUGCUGUGCAGUCUCUCACAUGAACCAGCACAAAUGGAAGAAAAAAAAAAAAGAAAUCACAUCCAUAUCAGCUCCUACACACUUUCCAGCCGCUCUUGGGCCUAAAAACAGAUUCUUCAACAGUUUCUCCCACACAAACAAUCAGUUAUGCAUGUUGUGAUGAUGUAAUGAUUUUUUUUCAGAAGCAAGUUGGUGCAAAAUGUAGAAGAAAAUUAAAACUGCAAGAGUGACACUUGAUUCUUUCUCCAAGUGAAAAUUGAUUGGUUGUAAGAAAAUAUGAAUGUUGAACUGAACAGAAUAUAUUAAAGAUGCUCUGAUAUAGUCACACACCCAGUAAGUAAACAAUGUGAGAUGUAUCUGUAUAAACUGUAAGAUAUUGAGUGGAGGAGAGAGAAUUGUCUUUACUGACAAGUGCUGGAAGUGAUGUGAGUGUUGCUUGGUAAUAUUAACCAUGUUCCACUGUUCUGAAGGCACUGAUUUCACCUCAUCAGCACUUCAAAAACAAGAAACAUCCUCAACAUUCAUUUACCGCAAGAUGAGUCUGUUCUGAUGAGAAACAACCAACUAACUGAUUUGUCCUGCAGUUGCCAUCGAGGCAUCAGGUACCAUCUGUGUAGAAACCAGUUU